AUGUCAGUCAAUCUGUUCAUGAUAGUCGCUGUAAUUUCUUAUCAAACUGUGUAUACAGUUGUGAGCAUUCCUACAACAACUGAGAUGAACAGCAAUACCAGUGCAUCGAAUAAAUCAUCAAGUCUACUGAAUUGGAGAAAUACAAUCUCACAAUGUGUUCGAUUGUAUAUGGAACCAAAUCAACUUGGUGAUUGGUUUGAUAUAUGUGAUAGUAAUGAGCUGCUCUCAUCAACAUUUAUUUGGAGAAUCAAAUCGAUUUGUACACCUGCAAAUACGAAUCCAUUCAGAAAAACAUAUUGGUUAAUAUAUGAACGAUCUCAUUUCGCAGGACCCUACAUACUACUCGGUUCCAGUAAAUGUAUUGACGAUAUAAAUCAGUAUAAACUUUCGGCAAUUAUGUCAAUACUGAUCUGUGUAGAGAAACUAACGGCAAAAUGGGAUGUGUUUGUUUCUUGUCAAUAUCCAAAACGACCAUGGAGGGAAUUUUUCCCAGUAAACUGGCACUCAGAUUAUAAAGUCAUAUCUAAAUCUGGAACGGAAUCAGCUGAUGAAGCAGAAGCUUCCUCACUGGAAGAAAUAGAAAGUUUGUUGGAACUACAGAAGAACAGUGUCAACAAUAAAUAA
Messenger RNA from Schistosoma guineensis, 624 nucleotides. NCBI's taxonomy places the organism in Eukaryota, Metazoa, Platyhelminthes, Trematoda, Strigeidida, Schistosomatidae. The record is from the annotation of a GenBank genome assembly.